AUGUCCAAACCAAGCUUAGUUUCUGAGUCAAAGGAUGUCUUCGAUCAGAAAGCCAGUAACAAGCACUGGAUUCAUGUGCAACCAAGAUGGGGAGAUUAUGAUUCACACGACAUAGAAUGUUACGCAAGAGCAAAAUUUAUGGACUACAUGACAGAUAAUUUGUCCAUCUACCGUUCUCCGACUGGGGUGAUGAUUGGACUUGAUCUAGCUUAUAAUUUGCACUCUGCUUUUGGUAAUUGGUUCCCCGGGUUAAAGCCCGUCCUUCAGCAAGCAAUGAACAAGAUCGAUGUAAAAUCAUGUUCUGUAUGUGCUGAGGGAGAGAAUAGGAAAGGGUCUUGA
Triticum turgidum subsp. durum (durum wheat) is the source of this 339-nucleotide messenger RNA. NCBI's taxonomy places the organism in Eukaryota, Viridiplantae, Streptophyta, Magnoliopsida, Poales, Poaceae. The record is from the annotation of a GenBank genome assembly.